UCAGGGGGCGCAGAGGGUGAUAAACGCGGGCCUCGGUGCCUUCUCGCUUUGGUUUCACCCCAUCGUAAGCCACAAGUUGCAGAGCGGGGUCGUUUUUCCCUCUCAAGGAGGAUUUUCCUUCAUAUUUCGGGAUGGGAGUUGUGGCAGCGUUGCAGAGUAACCUGCUGCCCCACCAGCCUGGCACCUGCUUCCCCAGUCCCUUUAUUGACCUAAAACCUGUGUUAAUGUGAAGGUUGGAGGAGGUGAAGCUUUGUUUGGGUUUGCCUGGCCGUCCCCUUCCCACUGGCUGUGAAUUUAGAGAGGGUUUGGAGCCUGCCACCGCUUGGCUCUUUUUGGUUGGAUUCUUACACUUCACUCACGCUAACUGCAGGGUUUUUUUCUGGAUGCGGUGUGCUUUUUGCGACGUGUUUUCCUGCGUGGUUUGGUGGAUUUAGCGUGUUGGAAAACACGCUGGUUUUUAAGUGCCUCUGUUUUGGGAGGAGGGCGUGUGUUAAGGAACAGGAGAGGCGCCUGUGGGUGUUAGAAAACAGCUGCGGGAAGGGAGAGCAAGUAAUAAGGGUACCAGCGGGUCGGUGGAGUCACACCAACAACCUGUGGGGGAGCCUGCUUAAAAAUAAUCCUAGGGCUGGGCAUCCAGAAUGCCAGGGCUGGGUCCUGGCUAACUCUGAGCAUCUUCACCUCCAUCCCACCAGGGCUGUGAAUGUUGAACACGAAUUAAAAUCAUCAUUUAGGAGCUCUGAAGGCUGGGCUGGAAGGGAGCUGCCGUGGAGGGGGACGGGACGGGACUGUCCUUGGUGUUGGAUUUCAGCAGGAACUCUUUGGCCCCGGUGAUUGCUUCAGGCAGGAGGAUUUCAGCUCCUGAUAGCGCCGUGGGAUGAGUCAGGAGCUGCAGUAAUCUCUUUUUGCUUGACCUGCAGCUGUAGCUCGUGCGUUGGCUCAGGCAGGCCCAACCGAGAACGCGCGGUUUUGGGUCUGUUUACCCAAACGAACCUUUGUUUGGAGAGGUCACCGAAAAUGCAAGGCGGGCACCGCUGUGGCCUUGGGUGCGUGGUUACCUGAUGAAGCAGAUGGGCUUGGUACAGGUCAGGCAGGUUUGCUGUCAGAAAAAAAGCUCAGGAACCCGAAAGGACUUUUUUGAGUGACUUUGCUGUUCGUUGGAUGAAGAUGCAUUUAGGUUUACACCUUCUUUACGUGAAACUGAUGCCAGUGCUUCCCACUGCAGUGUUUCCCAUUUUCCAAAUGCUGUAUAAAUCUUCCUGGUGACCCUCUUAUGAGGGGAGAUCACUUGUUGGCAUUUCAGUUUGCCUUUCCUUAACCACUUACUCCAGGUCACAAGAAAAAACGAGUGCUGGAGGCCUGCUCUGCUCUCCAGUUGCGCUUUAAAUCUGCUCCUCCUUGCUGUUGAGCAGUUAAUGAUGGUGUGUCCGUGUCGUGGGAGGGUUAGUGCCGCUGGGCUAACAACCUCGAUCGAAGCAGAGGGAUGCUGAGCUCUGCCCCAACUGCUUGUGUGCAAGAGGUGACUGCAACAGCGGGGUGGGACUCGUGGCCUGGCCUGACUCCAACAGUCGGUGUGGAAAGCGUUGAGGUUGGCAAAUGUCACCUGCUUGGGACGCCUGCGGCUUCUUAAUGAUGGAAGAUGUUGGCUCGUUCUGUUUUCCACGUGCGUUUUAAACCGUGAUGAUUUUAGAGCUGAGACUGUAAUUAUCAGUUACUGUUUUGAAAUGGCUCCUGGCGAAGAUUGCUCGUGUUAUUGCUUGUGUUUCAGAUAAUCUCAGUUUGAGGUCAGAAAUUUCGACUCUGCUGGGAUCUGGCACUUCGGGACCUGGUGUGCCUGUUUUAUUUGUUUGUUCGCUGCCUUCUGUUUCUAAAGGGAGGCGAUCCCUGCCUGACAAAAGGAGUGGAUUCAGCAGAAGGCCUCAGCCAUUCAGUCCCCUGCAGACAAAGCGGUUGUCUGCCUUGCAGAUAAGAGCUGGGCUUCGUUUUUUUGGCUGUGGAAAGCGUUGUCGAGGUGUUCCCAGCAACAGUUGUCUCUCUCAAACCGAAGACUGUUUUGUCUUGCCAAGAUUUCCUCUGUUCGUGGCUCAUGCAUUCGUUCCAAGCUUAGUUCAAGACGUGAAUCUCCCAGACUCCUGUGAAUAGCCUGAGCUGUCCUCGCUAGCAGAGGUUUAGAUAUUGCUUCUCAGUGCUCAGCGACUGCCUGAAGUCAGGUAAUCUAAAACCAUGCAAAGAAUUUGUAUCUUCAUCCUGAUUUACUGGCAGCUUUGAGUCCUCCCUGGCUGAGGGAGGGAGGAGGAGCGUUCGUUUUGUACUUUGGAGCUGAGGAAGCAUGUGAAAAAUUAAACACUUCCAGAUACUAUCCUUUGGUGAGUCUUUUAAUUAGAUUGUCAAUGAUUCUUUAAAGUCAUGCUGACAGUUUCUGUACAGGCCUUUAAAGGAAAAAUGCAACGCACUACUCAGAGCUAAUGUUUUGGGAUCAGAUUUAUAUGCAACUGCAAGAUGAAUGUGACUGAAGAGAGCUGAGUCUGCAGGGCAUAUCUGGUUUUGAUUUUUAAUGGCUUAAUCAAACUGGAAGGCAAAGAUGGACCUCAGGGGGCCGUCUAGUUAUAGUUGAUCCCCCUCUUCUGAGUGUUUCAGCCCUUUUUUCUGUGAUUUUCUGAGAUGCUUUUGCUCCAAGGGUGAAUUUAAGGCUGCAGUAAUCUCCGCUCUUACCACGUCUCUUUCUCUGUCAGGCUCAAUUGCUCAGUUUAACAAUUGAAGGCAACCUAAUUGAGUGACUUCCCUGGGUACUGUUUAACUUCAGCCUGCCUGGGAAAAACGUGUGAAGAUUUCUGCGGGAACUCUCUCGGUUUUCUUUUUUUUCCCCGAUUUAAUUAUAUGCUUUUAUCAAGUGGUGUUAACAACGCAAUAAAAGAGGAAAACUAAGGAACUGGAUAGCUCUGGAGUAACGUGAGAAGCUGAUGUGUCUGAGCGGAGUCAUCCCAGCGACUUUACCUGUGUGGAGUCGAUCAGAGUGCGGCCCCAGAGGAGCCGUAGGUCUUCUGCCCGCUUGUAAGUGCAACUGGUAUGGGUAAUGGUGUGAGAGAAGGUCAAGUGGAUUUCAAACGGCAGGAUGUGGAGCCAGCUACAUCAACUCAUCUUCCUUCAGAGGGCGUCCAGGAGCAAAAGAAGGUUCUCAACUCCCUGAUGUCUGGUGCAUUGGCUGGUGCUGUUGCUAAAACUGCAGUAGCUCCACUGGAUAGGACAAAAAUCAUGUUUCAAGUGUCUUCAAAAAGAUUUUCUGCCAAGGAAGCCUACAGGCUGAUUUAUCGCACCUACCUCAACGAAGGCUUCUGGAGUCUCUGGCGGGGGAACUCAGCCACCAUGGUCCGUGUGAUCCCUUAUGCUGCCAUUCAGUUCUGUGCGCACGAAGAGUACAAGCAGCUCCUGGGGAGUUACUACGGCUUCCAGGGAAAAGCGCUGACACCCUUUCCUCGAUUCAUUGCUGGCUCUCUGGCAGGCACAACGGCUGCCAUGUUAACCUACCCCUUGGAUAUGGUCCGUGCUCGAAUGGCUGUCACGCCGAAGGAGAUGUACAGCAAUAUUGUUCAUGUCUUCAUCCGAAUAUCCCGAGAGGAAGGAUUGAAGACAUUGUAUAGAGGAUUUACACCAACCAUCCUUGGAGUGAUUCCAUAUGCCGGGCUUAGCUUCUUCACCUAUGAGACGCUGAAGAAACUACAUGCAGAUCACAGCGGGAAAUCGCAGCCAUCCCCUCCGGAGCGCCUUCUGUUUGGUGCCUGUGCAGGCUUGAUCGGCCAGUCGGCUUCCUACCCCCUGGAUGUGGUUCGCCGACGGAUGCAGACGGCGGGGGUUAUGGGACACACGUACAGUUCCAUCCUUCUCACCAUGCAGGAGAUUAUACGAGAAGAGGGACUAAUCCGGGGCUUGUACAAAGGACUCAGCAUGAAUUGGGUCAAAGGUCCAAUUGCAGUGGGAAUAAGCUUCACGACCUUUGACCUGACGCAGAUCCUUCUCCGUAAAUUACAGCACAGCACUAAUGUUGAAAGGUAGUAGCUUAAUCCCCACAGCCCUGGCUGGAGAAAAGUACAACACGUGUAGAAAGAGCAAUGCUAGUGUUCCCUCACUUUGUACGUGCUCUCCUGCAGCUGAGAACUUUAUCUUUCUUGUUUGUUUGUUCACUUUGUGGUGGUGAUGGGCUUUUUUUUUCCCCUUUUUUUUUCUGUUUAACGAGCCUCUGUGUUUGGAAACCUCAACCUGAAACUAACCCUUUCCUGAAAGAAAUUCUUCUUACUGUUCUGCGGACCUGUGUCCUCUAGAGUAGCUGCCUCAUCCUUUUUGUCUUAUUCUUUGAUACCAGGAGUGGAGCCUCUCAAACAAACAUGUGCUGCUGCUGGCUCCUCACCUGGUCUCUGUGGGCAGGUGAAGUGGUGGAGGACUCGGUGCUGUUGGAGUGAACUCCUGGAUUUGGGAAGUGACUGCUACUCCUGGUAGGCAGCUCUUACUGCACAUGUGUGAGCUGGAGGCAGUCUGCCAAGUGCAAUAUUCCAGUUAAUCUGUAGGGAAUUCCAGAUUCCUCUGACCUGUAAGCACUGGUCUCUGUAAAACAGGCCGCAGCAGGAUUUAACAGGUCCGGGUCACUUCUUUUGUUCUGGAAGUUGAAUGUGAGCUGUGGCUGGAAAUGCUGCCCUUUUUCUAAUGUUCUUUUCAUUUCUGGGUUGAGUUGCAUAAAAUAUCCCUUGCUUGCAGUGUCCCUCUGAGAUUACCAAAGACUGUAGACAGCAGGGGAGGAAAGCUCUGAGCAGUUUUGUAAAUCAAAUUCUUAUGUUUGUUGUCAGUGUCGUUGACUAGGGGCUGUGCCUGGAUUCACAAACUGGAUUGAAGCGAACUGCAGUAGUGCUUUCGGGCCAUCUGAACCCUUCCAUUGUUGUCGUGGUCUUAAAGGCAGCAUUUUCUGAGGGAUUUGGCAGGCUGUGCCAUAGACGAGAAAAAGAACUGUUACGUUCUUAAAUUCCAAGCAGUUAUAUCUUUCAGUAUUAUUGUCGCUGCUUUAUGCGUUUUGCAAGAACAAACAUCUCAAAGAUGCACGUGUGGUGCAGGUUUAGCUACCCUGACAGGCUGUUUCUGUCUGGUGAAGGCAGCCUAGUAGUCACCUCGAGCUGCUGGCCCUGCUUGUGAACAACAUUCUUGUCAUUUGCCUGCUGUGUAGGUUGCAUCACCUCUGUUCGUUAGUCCAUACCUGAGCCCACUUGGUUUUGUUCCUGGAGUUCUUCUGGACCAACUGUGUCCUCAAGAGAAUGGGCUCCCCAAUCAGUAUUGACCCCUCCAAAAUGAAAUAGAGUGCCAAUCGUUUCCAGUUGCAAUCGGAAAAUGAAUGGUGAAGUACCUUUCAUUGUUUCUAUUUCAAGUCAGGCUUCAGAGAAAUGGAGAUUUGAGGGUGGUUUUGUUUUAUGUUCCAUUCCUGUAUUAAAUUUGGAGUGCAAGAGAGGUCACAACGAGCUUUAGACUUCUCUGCGAAUCCGAUUCCACGAGCCAAGAUUAAAAAUCCCUUUCCAGCUGAUAUAGUUCAUGUAGAGGGGAGAUAACAUACAAAAGAAAAAUAAGGCAUAAUUUAAAAGCUGUUCUUCUCUGGUGUAUAUAUUUUAGCCAUUGUAGUUCGAGCCUUGUGUCACGGCUUUAUUAAUGGGAAUGGAGGUAAUUGCACAAUUGGUAGAAAUAGCUUUCGCCUUUCUUUUGUCUUUGCACUUGUUCUUUGGAGCAUAACUUGCUUCUAAUGCCAAAUAUUUCCCUAGGAAUCGAGCACCUGUGCUUCCAUUUUGUGGUCACUGGUGGAGAGUCAGCAUUCUGAAGUAUUAGCACGCGUGUUGAUCCCAAAACACGGGGUCGAUCGUACUUUAAUGGUUGUGGAUGGGCGGGGUAUUAACCUCAGUAAUUUCUGCCUCUAAGCCCACAGAUGAUGAUGAUUUCCCUUGUGAAACUUGACUGCAGUCACUGAUUUACCUUGUAAUUAAUGUUAGGUGUUGUCCUAAGAGGCUUCAGAGAUGGUAGCCAUGAAAUCUGUGUAUUUUUUUGCCCCCGUUGUCAGUGGAAGAUUACCAGCUGUUCUCUUCGUUUGGGUGAAAGGUUUAGUCCUUUGCAAGAGCUCUGAUUUCUUUUCUCCAAUGGAGAAGCCAAUUACUUCUGCUCUUGUCUUUCUCUUGUUUGGCCCAGGGAGGAAACACUAAGGCAGUUGCAUCCUACCACAAAAGUGAGGUACAGACCAACGAGGAGAGUCGGUGGUUGACUGUGUGUACGUGUGUAUGGGUGUCUGACUGUGAGUACAAUCCAUGCCAAGUUCUCUCUCAGCUUGGAGGCUGCUGGUUCAAGGCACAGCCCUUUCUGCACAGCUGGUGGCCACUGUAUGAACAGGAAAGGGAGCAGAAUUGUGGCGUCCAAGCUUGAGCAGGCUGCUUUGCUCCCAGUACGGCUCCCGGUCUGAGGCGAGCGCAGCAGACCUUGUCUUAGGAGGUGUUGAGCAUCGCUGAACCCCUGGGGCAACAGAGGUGGCUUAAUUCCUCCUGGCUCCUAAGAAAGGAUUUACACUAGAUGACUAGCCUCUUGUUUGGGACCGAACAGGAGGAUGGAUUUGCACGGGGUACCUUCUGCCACAUCAGGAGUGCAGCUGAUGUGUUAAAUAAACAGGAAAACUGUGGAGGAGACACCUCCUGGCUGGGCAGCCCUGGCAUCGCCCCCCCCUUGCACCAUGAGAGCGGUGCGAGCAGCUCGUCUGGGGCCUUAGGACCCCGAGCUGAGAAUCGAGACCUGAAGUACAGCCAGGCUUGGAAGUACUGAGCUGAGAGGAGCUGUUCUUUAAUUAGCAGCUGCACCUGCUUUUAAUUCAACGAACUUUUAGCCAAACGUGGUUUUCCAAGUUUUACAGGCUGAGCGCUCAUUCAGAGGCAGAUCUGAAUUCAGUCUGUAAUGGUUUUGGUGCUUUUGUUUCUUGGGCAAAAGAGUAACUGUGUUACUGCUUUGGGCUGUUUUAAAUAGCUUUUUUUUUUUUUUUUUUUUUUUUUUUAUCUGAUUUGAAUGUAGAAGAGGAGAAACGGAGCGUUCUCUUCCUGUCUCUUAAUCCUUGCAUGAAUUGUGACGUGUUCCAGAUCUCUGUGCUGCCUGGAAUGAGUGCCUGAGGAGUUUUGGGCAUGGUGAUUUGGAAUGGGAAGGUGCCUGUGGUGUGCUGGCAAGGAAGGUCUGUUGCCUUUAGGUCUGAGAAAGAAGACAAGUCUAGCAGGAAUAUCCUCUAGUCCUUCUUUUCUUUAGGACUACUUUACUACCACAAAUUCUCUGAUUUAUUUUUUUUUUUCCUUUUGCUCUUCUCAGAUUCCUCGCUUUUAUUUUCAACUCACGUAUCUUAAUGUUCUCUAAUGCAUUACUGCCAAACAUUCAUUCGUGCUUAUUUCUUCUCGUCCGUUCUCCCUUUCUUCCUGAUUCUGCACCUUUAGUCCUGCACUAGCACUUCGAGAAAAUCAGGUCCAAUGAAAUGCAUCCAAAAUGACAAAACUGCAGUUUUGACAGCGAUCCCUGAAACAGCCCAACGAGGCUUCCUGCUCACUGGCAAGGAUGCCUGCGUUUGGGGGCAAGAAGUUAAAGGCACUAGGGAAUGGGGCAGGAGGUUUUCUUGAAAGGUUCUUGAAUUAAUUGCCCGGUCUAGCGCCUUUCCUUCUGCACAUGCUUGAAAUGCUGCUUGUCAUGUCCUCUGUCGGUACCUCCACACGAUGCUCACUGUGCUCUGUGACGGUGGCUGCUUGCUGGGUCAGCAGCUCGGGGAGAGCUUGUACUUCUGGAGGCUCGGAGGGUUGGGUGAGGGAGGUUCGUAUGCCAGAGGUGGGACCUGAGCUGGCUUUUUACAGAUCCCUUUGCCCUGCAUGCCCCGCCUGCUCCCCAGGAGGACAGGCUGGGGGCUGGUGGGACUGUGGUGGAAGGACUGGGAGAGGAAUCCUGGCCUCCUGAGGCACGAAGUCACGGCCAGCCCUGAGAUGGGUGGCAUGGUGUAGCACUGGUACUCGAUGAGAGCUCUUCCAGAGCAGCUCCCUGCCUUCUCUGGAAGAGUAGUGGUACUUCUGUUUUUGUAGCCUUCCACCGAGAAGGACUCGAGCACUGUCAUCUUCACUCUGUGGUGGCACGAACACAAAAGCAGGUGAGGCACGAAAGGAAACUUUGGGCAGAAGCACUGUGGUGACCCUGAGCAUGUCUGGUGCCAGUUCCAGGCGGGCAGGAGGGGAGGCAACGCCGUGCAAUCCUUCCCGUGCCAUUUGUGCAGUGUCUGACCACGUCCUCGGGCUCUGCAGAGAGCCAGGGCACGUCACAGACCCUCCCUGACUGGACUGGACCAGAGAAAAGGAGGUGGCCGUCCUACAAAACAGCCUUUUGAUUGUAGGGGCCGCUUCCUCCUGCUCCCUCUGCCUCCCCCUUACACGCCGUGUGACGCAGGGUUUCCCAGCACUGCUCACUGCCUGUGUGGUCUAUGCAUAUAUUAGCACAAACACUGUUAAAUGCCUUUUGUCGGGACGUGUCCUCCCCGUCGGUGUGUGUGUAUGCGUGUGCGCGCGUCAAUUUGGACUGCUUUUCUUGGAUCUGGAGUUCUAUUUUAUUGCAGUGAAGACACUUUGUUAUAUAAUGUUUAUAUAUUUUAAGAUUUGUGCCAAGAGAGGAUGUAUAUUUAAUAAAAAAUCUAAUUGACUUUGCA
This is a messenger RNA of Anas platyrhynchos (mallard), 8719 nucleotides long. It is a transcript of the gene SLC25A42, whose product is annotated as solute carrier family 25 member 42. The record is from RefSeq and is a predicted model, not a curated record. Gene Ontology annotation, biological process: transmembrane transport. NCBI's taxonomy places the organism in Eukaryota, Metazoa, Chordata, Aves, Anseriformes, Anatidae. Gene Ontology annotation, cellular component: mitochondrial inner membrane.